UCUCUUUAUAUUUCUCAAGAUGGCCCGUACCAAGCAAACGGCCCGUCGUUCCACUGGUGGCAAAAUGCCCCGUAAGACACAUGCCACCAAGCAAGCUCGAAAAAAUGCGAUAUAUGGUGGCGGUGUUAAGCGCCCUCAUCGAUUCCGUCCCGGGACAGUGGCUUUGCGUGAAAUUAGAAAAUUUCAGAAGUCUACUGAUUUGCUGAUUCGUAAGCUCCCCUUCCAACGAAUCGUUCGUGAAAUUGCCCAGGACUUUAAGACGGACCUACGUUUCCAAGGCUCUGCUAUUUCGGCUCUCCAAGAGGCAUCAGAGGCUUACUUGGUAGACCUAUUUGAAGACACUAAUCUAUGUGCUAUUCACGCAAAACGAGUUACUGUCAUGCAGAAGGACAUGCAAUUAGCGCGUCGCAUUCGAGGAGAACAACAUGUUUAGAUGUGUUUAUAGUUUUAAUGUUCAAUAUCUCACACAUCAUGUGUUUUUUGACACAACUAUACACAAAAUGUUAUGUAUUAAUAAAUAUUUAUUUAUAUCAA
Molecule: messenger RNA, 534 nt
Organism: Schistocerca gregaria
Lineage: Eukaryota; Metazoa; Arthropoda; Insecta; Orthoptera; Acrididae
Exons: 2
Coding region: 20-433 (137 amino acids)
Cellular component (GO): nucleosome
Molecular function (GO): DNA binding; protein heterodimerization activity; structural constituent of chromatin
Source: RefSeq, a predicted model, not a curated record